GAUUAACCUGGAAAUGAAAUUAAAGUGAUUAAGGACUCUGAAGGUGGAAAACGGGUGAUGGUUAUAGCUGGGCAUAACCCAGUCAGGCAUGUCCCAUUCCACCAUAGCUACAAUCUUGAAGAACAAGAACAAAGUGACAGAAGUUGUUAUAGAUCUGCUUCAUUGACGGCAACGAGACUAACAAAAAUUCAAAAAGGGCCAAUAUCAGAUAUGGAGAAACUUCUAAUGACCUGGAUUCAAGACCAGACACAGAAGCUUAUAUUUCUCAGCAUCAUGACGAUAUGGCCAAAGCAAAAUGUUUGUUUGUGACGUUGACUAUACUGCUAGCUCUGAGUAUUUUAAAGGAUUCAAAAAUGAAUCAUCAUUCAUUACAUAAUGUGAAAAAGUGAGUGUUGAGUCUGCUAUUGCUGAUGUGAAGGCAGCAGCAGAAUUUUUGGAAACUAUAUAAACUGAUUGUGAAAGAAAAUUACUUGCCAGAGUAAAUAAUUCUAUGUGGAUGAAAUCUCCAUACUCUGGAAACAGAUGUCUUGAAAGGUCUUCAGCCCAAAAGGAGGCCAAGUCAAUGUCAAGUUUCAAGGCUUUAAGGACAGGAUAGCAGUCUUGCUUGGGGGCAGUGUUGCAGGCUACAAAUUGGAACCCUUUGUGAUCUGACACACUGAGAACCUCAGGGUCUUCAACCGUAUCAAUAAGCUGGUAGUAUAACACUGAUAGUAUAACACAGGAGCAAUAGGAUGUCAUGAAUGACCCAGCUUCUCUUCCAAGAUGCCCUCCUGAGUUGCUACAGCAGCAAAAUGGAGAAAUACUAUUUGGAGAAUAACACCUUUCAAGGAACUUUGUUUACUGUUGGCUAUGCUGCCGGACAUCUUCCUUUUAUUGGUGGUCUUCACCCCAACAUCAAAGUAGUGUUUCUCCCUCCAGACAACCUCUUUGAUUCAACCAAUGGAUCAAGGAGUUAUAGCAGCUUUUAAAGCCAGGACCUUUUGCCCAGGCUAUUGCUGCAAUAUAAAAACACUGAGAAUAUACUGAUGAAGUUCUAGAAUUACUACAAUAUCUAAGACUGCAUAAGAAACCUGCUUAGGGUGAUGUCACCUAGGCAUAUAUGAAAGGCAUCUGGAAGAAGACACACAAAAAGUCCGUCCAUGACUUCAAAGGAUUUGUCAAGGAUGAGGAUGUUGCAAAAAUCAGGCCAUGGCUGAACAGUGGCAAACCACUUUAACCUGUGUAUGUAUAAGGAUGACACUGAGUCGCUCCUAGAGGUGAUUCCUGCGGAACUGACUAAUGAGGACUCAUUAGGAGGGGAACAGGAACAAAUAGCUGAAGAAAAGGCAAGAGAAAAGGAAACUGCAAGAGAAAAAAAAGAAACUUCAUGGUGAAGGCUUUGGCAGAAGUUUUUGCUGACUUCAUUCAGCAAGCUCCUUACGAAGUUUGAAAACAUGGACCCAAACAUGGAAAAGUUCUCAUUACAUAGAGAGGAAUGUUCAUGGUGCAUUAUUUGUUUACAAACAAAUCUAUAAUGAAAAAAGAAAGAAACCAAACGAACCACUAUGGACAGUCAAAUCUCGGUUCUCAAACAUCUCCCAUCUUGAACACUUGGAUUCUCAGCCAAAUUAUUCACACAGUAAAAAAUGUCUCAGUUGUCAACCAAAACUUGUUUUUGAUGUGACCCUUUCAUGUGAUACCUCAGCAAGAUAAAAAGCAAUAAAGGAGAGAAUGCUUUUGUUGCUAGAGAAAUCGAGGAUUAGCACAAUUUAGGAAUUUUGAGAGUGCUAAUAUUCCUAAGGGUGUGAAAGUGUUCACCAAACAACAAUCACAGGCAAUUGAAUACGUAGAAAAACUUGUUGAUUGUAUAAAGGAAAAGCAAUUAGCUGGUGAUAGCAUUUCCAAGCAGUAGUGUAUGAAAAAUUUGUUUAAGGCUAUAGGGAGUGGCUCAAUUAAUUUAAGAAAAGGAGUGUUUAUUUAUAAAUUUAACAGUACACAUGUACUAUCUAUAAAAAAGGUUAGAACGGAAUCACUAGGGGUUUGGAACACAUUCAAUUUACAUUAUUUCUAAUGGGAAAAAAGAUUCAGUUUAAAAGAUUCGGUUUUCAAGCAGCUUCCUGGAACGAAUUAAGUUCUAGAAACGAGGUUCCACUGUAUUUCUGAAAAGAGUGAAGUCACUUCAAUAAGAGCCUCAGGCAGGUCCUUCAGGAGGUGUUCCAGAAGAAAGCAGUGUUAUCCUCAGAGAUGCGUGUUACUGCCCCUGAAGACCUUCCAAUGGGAUGAGAUGUGGAGGUGAAAGACAGUGAUAUAUAUGACAUUGUAUAGGGCUAAACUAAUGUGUUUGUGUGUUUAACAAAACAACAAAAAAAGUAUUUUUAAAAAUUAAAUAGAAAAAAGCUUGUAGAAUAAGGACAUAAAGAAAAAAUAAUUUUUAUACAGCUAUACAAUGUGUUUAUGCUUUGAGCUGUUAUAAAAAGAGUCAAAGAGUUAAAAUUUUUGUUUGUAAAGUAAAAAGUUUACAGUAAGCUAAGAUUAAUUUAUUGAAAGACGUUUUUUAAUGAAUUUAGUGUAAUCUGUAUGUGCAGUGUUUAUAAAGUCCAUAGUCAUGUAUAGUAAUGUCCUAGGCCUUCAUGUUCACUCACUCACUUACUCACCCAGAGCACCUUCAGUCUUGCAGGCUCCAUUCUUGGACUAUCGGACAAAACCUUUUUGCUGCAGCGCUUGUCCAUUUUCUUCAAAAUUCUUCUCUGCCUACAAAAGUCAUUUUCGGAAUGUCCAUAGUGAAGACUUUGAAAAUAGGAUUCUCCUUAAUUGCCCCUACUGUACCUUCAAUGCAGACAAAAAGACUUUGGAAACACACAUUAAAAUAUUUCAUGCUCCAAACGCCAGCACACCAAGUAGCAGCCUCAGCACUUUCAAAGAUAAAAGCAAAAAUGAUGGCCUUAAACCUAAGCAGGCUGACAGUGUGGAGCAAGCUGUUUAUUACUGUAAGAAGUGCACUUACCGCGAUCCUCUUUAUGAAGUAGUUAGGAAGCACAUUUACAGGGAACAUUUUCAGCAUGUGGCAGCACCUUACAUAGCAAAGUCAGGCGAAAAAUCACUCAACGGUGCUGUCCCCUUAAGCCCAAAUGCCUGGGAAGAGGGUAGUAUUCACUGCAAGCGAUGCCUUUUCAUACCAAAGUCCUAUGAAGCUUUGGUACAGCAUGUCAUCGAAGACCACGAACGCAUAGGCUAUCAGGUCACUGCCAUGAUUGGGCACACAAAUGUGGUAGUUCCCCGAUCCAAGCCUCUGAUGCUAAUUGCUCCCAAACCUCAAGAGAAGAAGGGCCUGGGACUCCAAUCAAGAAUUGGUUCCCUUGCUUCUGGAAACGUCCGGUCUUUGCCUUCACAGCAGAUGGUAAAUCGACUCUCAAUACCAAAGCCUAACUUAAAUUCUACAGGAGUCAACAUGAUGUCCAAUGUCCACCUACAGCAGAACAAUUAUGGAGUCAAGUCUGUAGGCCAGGGCUAUGGCGUUGGUCAGUCAAUGAGACUGGGUCUAGGUGGCAACGCACCAGUUUCCAUCCCUCAGCAGUCUCAGUCUGUGAAGCAGUUACUUCCAAGUGGAAAUGGAAGAUCUUUCGGGCUUGGGGCAGAGCAAAGGUCCCAGGCACCAGCACGAUACUCCCUGCAAUCUGCUAAUGCCUCUUCUGUCUCAUCCGGCCAGUUAAAGUCUCCUUCCCUCUCCCAGUCCCAGGCAUCCAGAGUAUUAGGUCAGUCCAGUUCCAAACCUACUGCAGCUGCCACAGGCCCACCCCUGGCCAAUACUUCCUCAACCCAAAAGUGGAAAAUAUGUACAAUCUGUAAUGAGCUUUUUCCUGAAAAUGUCUAUAGUGUGCACUUCGAAAAAGAACAUAAAGCUGAGAAAGUCCCAGCAGUAGCCAACUACAUUAUGAAAAUCCACAAUUUUACUAGCAAAUGCCUCUACUGUAAUCGCUAUUUGCCCACAGAUACCCUGCUCAACCAUAUGUUAAUUCAUGGUCUGUCUUGUCCAUUCUGCCGUUCAACUUUCAAUGAUGUGGAAAAGAUGGCAGCACACAUGAGGAUGGUUCACAUUGAUGAAGAGUUGGGACCUAAAACAGAUUCUACGUUGAGUUUUGAUUUGACAUUGCAGCAGGGUAGUCACACUAACAUUCACCUCCUGGUAACCACAUACAACUUGAGGGAUGCCCCAGCUGAAUCUGUUGCUUAUCAUGCCCAAAGUAACCCUCCAAUCCCUCCAAAGCCACAGCCAAAAGUUCCGGAAAAAGCAGAUGCCCCUGUUAGAAGUUCACCUCAAGCUGCAGUGCCCUAUAAAAAAGAUAUCGGAAAAACCCUUUGCCCUCUUUGCUUUUCAAUCCUAAAAGGACCCAUAUCUGAUGCACUUGCACAUCACUUACGAGAGAGGCACCAAGUUAUUCAGACGGUUCAUCCAGUGGAGAAAAAGCUUACCUACAAAUGUAUCCAUUGCCUUGGUGUGUAUACCAGCAACAUGACUGCCUCAACUAUCACUCUGCAUCUAGUUCACUGCAGGGGUGUUGGGAAGACCCAGAAUGGCCAGGAUAAGACAAACGCACCCUCUCGGCUUAAUCAGUCACCAGGACUGGCACCUGUGAAGCGCACUUACGAGCAAAUAGAAUUUCCCUUGACGAAAAAGCGAAAGUUAGAUGAUGAUAGUGAUUCACCCAGCUUCUUUGAGGAGAAGCCCGAGGAACCUGUUGUUUUAGCUUUAGACCCCAAGGGUCAUGAAGAUGAUUCCUAUGAAGACAGGAAAAGCUUCCUAACAAAGUAUUUCAACAAACAGCCCUAUCCCACCAGGAGAGAAAUUGAGAAGCUGGCAGCCAGUUUAUGGUUAUGGAAGAGUGACAUUGCUUCCCACUUCAGUAACAAGAGGAAGAAGUGUGUCCGAGACUGUGAGAAGUACAAGCCUGGUGUGUUACUGGGCUUCAACAUGAAAGAGCUAAACAAGGUUAAGCAUGAGAUGGAUUUUGAUGCUGAGUGGUUAUUUGAAAAUCAUGAUGAGAAAGAUUCCAGAGUGAAUGCUAGUAAAACUGCUGACAAAAAGCUCCACCUUGGGAAGGAAGAUGACAAUUCCUCAGACAGUUUUGAAAAUUUGGAAGAAGAAUCCAACGGAAGUGGUAGCCCUUUUGACCCUGUUUAUGAAGUUGAGCCUAAAAUCUCUAAUGAUAAUCCAGAGGAGCAUAUACAGAAGGUCAUUUCUGAGGAUGCUUUAGAAUCUGAGGGAAAGCUAGACCAAAAAGAUGUGGAUGGUUCAAAAUAUGAAACUAUUCAUUUGACUGAGGAAACAACCAACAAACUAAUGCAUGAUGCUUCUGAUAGUGAGGUUGACCAAGAUGAUGUUGUAGAGUGGAAAGGUGCUGCUUCUCCGUCUGAGAGUGGCCCUGGUUCCCAGCACGUGUCAGACUUUGAGGACACUUGUGAAAUGAAACCAGGAACCUGGUCCGAUGAGUCUUCCCAGAGUGAGGAUGCAAGGAGCAGUAAGCCAGCUGCCAAAAAAAAGGCUACCAUGCAAGGUGACAGAGAGCAGUUGAAAUGGAAGAAUAGUUCCUAUGGAAAAGUUGAAGGGUUUUGGUCCAAGGACCAGUCACAGUGGAAGAAUGCAUCUGAAAAUGAUGAGCGCUUGUCUGGUCCACAGAUUGAGUGGCAGAAUAGCACAAUUGACAGUGAGGAUGGGGAGCAGUUUGAGAACAUGACUGAUGGAGUAGCUGAGCCAAUGCAUGGCAGCUUAACUGGAGUUAAACUGAGCAGCCAACAGGCAUAAGUGACAGGUUCUCGGACAUCAGGGCCAGGUUCUCUGGCGUCAGUGACAUGCUGCAGCCUGGAACUCUGUUCUUUGAGUAUGACUGCAAAACAAUAUUCUAACUGGUACUGCCUUCUGAGUUGCUGGGUUAUCAGGCUGUAAGGACAUGUGGCCACUGCAGUCCCGAUGGUUAUUUCUAUGAUACAUGACUGGCUGAUUUGCUUUAGAACUUGCUGUGACAGACACAGUAACUAAAUGUGAAAAACCAAUAAGCUGGUGGCUCACGAAUGCACACAAGGAAAAGCAGAGGUUUAUUUUAUCUGCCUUCUCAACAUUUCUUUCCCUCUGUAAAAUGUUUGGUUGAAUGUCCUUAAGAAGUGUUAUCCUGAUUCACAUGGUAGCAUAGGGCCAACAUACACGCUACCAGUCCAAUGUGUAUAGUAGACUGGGGAAAAUUGAUUUUUUUUCAUGUAUUCAUUCUGAAUAGUUAAAAUGUAUAUUUGUACAGUCUUUUAGACCUAUUCAGGUAAUGCUUAUGAUAUUGUUAUUGUGUACCCAUCAUAGAUGUUUCUUUUUUAGUGUUGCCCUUGCUGUGUAACAAACGCUGUAUCUAGUUUACCUAGCAAAAGCUUGAAACUACGCUAGUAUAAACUUUUGAACAGACUUAGUUUUUGCACAUAACCUUGUACAAUCUUGCAACAGAGGCCAGCCACAUAAGAUAUAUAUCUGGACUCUCUUGUAUUAUAGAAUUUUUCUUGUUCUGAAUAUCCUUGACAUUACAGCUGACAAACAAAAACUGGUAUUUCAGAUCUGUUUUCUGAAAUCUUUUAAGCUAAAACCACAUGCAAGAAUUGACUUUGCAGCUACUAAUUUUGACACCUUUUAAGAUCUGUAUGAAAGUGUGUUGUGUUGAAGCAGCAAACCAAUGAGUGCUGCAUUUUGGAUAUUUAGUUUUAUCUUUAGUUAAACACCACCUGGUGUAUUCAUUUAUACCAUUUAAUAUAUGACACACUGUUGUAGUAUGUAUAAUUUUGUGAUCUUUAUUUCCCUUUGUAUUCAUUUUAAGCAUCUAAAUAAAUUGCUGUAUUGUG
This is a messenger RNA of Myotis daubentonii (Daubenton's bat), 6849 nucleotides long. RefSeq names its product activity dependent neuroprotector homeobox (gene ADNP). Gene Ontology annotation, biological process: regulation of gene expression. Gene Ontology annotation, cellular component: nucleus. The record is from RefSeq and is a predicted model, not a curated record. Gene Ontology annotation, molecular function: DNA binding. Lineage: Eukaryota; Metazoa; Chordata; Mammalia; Chiroptera; Vespertilionidae.